Molecule: messenger RNA, 1843 nt
Organism: Castor canadensis (American beaver)
Lineage: Eukaryota; Metazoa; Chordata; Mammalia; Rodentia; Castoridae
Gene: Parp2
Product: poly(ADP-ribose) polymerase 2
Biological process (GO): protein poly-ADP-ribosylation; double-strand break repair
Cellular component (GO): nucleolus
Molecular function (GO): NAD+ poly-ADP-ribosyltransferase activity
Source: RefSeq, a predicted model, not a curated record
GGCCUGUGACAACGAGCGGUAGAUCGCCUGGUGCAGGUUGAUGACGUCAGCGCUUGAACUCCAUGGCAGCGCGGCGGCGAGGGACCAGCGGCUACGGAAAUCGAGCUUCUGGAGCAUUAAAUGAAACCAAGAGAGUUAAUAAUGGCAGCACAGCAACAGAAGACUCUCCUCCUGCCAAGAAAAAUCGCACAUGUCCAAAACCCGAAGUGGAAAAGGAGCCUGUAGCUGGAGGAAAGGGUCAUAAGCAAGAAUCUGUGAAAGCUUUGCUGCUAAAGGGCAAAGCUCCUGUGGACCCAGAGUGUACAGCCAAGGUGGGAAAGGCUCAUGUGUACUGUGAAGGAAAUGAUGUUUAUAAUGUCAUGCUAAAUCAAACCAAUCUCCAAUUCAACAACAACAAGUACUAUCUUAUUCAACUGUUAGAAGAUGAUGCCCAGAGGAACUUCAGUGUUUGGAUGAGAUGGGGCCGAGUUGGGAAAAUGGGGCAGCACAGCUUGGUGGCUUGUUCGGGAGACCUCACCAAGGCCAAGGAAAUCUUUCAGAAGAAAUUUCUUGACAAAACAAAGAACAACUGGGAAGAUCGUGAGACGUUUGAGAAAGUGCCUGGGAAAUAUGAUAUGGUGCAGAUGGACUAUGCCGCCAACACUCAGGAUGAAGAUGAAACAAAACAAGAGGAAUCUCUUAAAGGCCCCUUGAAACCAGAGUCACAACUAGAUCUUCGGGUACAAGAGCUGAUAAAGUUGAUUUGUAAUGUCCAGACUAUGGAAGAAAUGAUGAUUGAAAUGAAGUAUGACACAAAGAAAGCCCCGCUUGGGAAGCUGACAGUGGCACAAAUCAAGGCAGGUUACCAGUCUCUCAAGAAAAUCGAGGACUGUAUUCGGGCUGGCCAGCAUGGACGAGCUCUCCUAGAAGCAUGCAAUGAGUUCUAUACCAGGAUCCCACAUGACUUUGGACUUCGUACUCCUCCAUUAAUCCGAACAGAGAAAGAACUGUCAGACAAAGUACAGCUGCUAGAGGCUUUGGGAGACAUUGAAAUUGCCAUUAAGCUGGUGAAGACAGAACUCAAAAGACCAGAACACCCAUUGGACCAGCACUACAGAAACUUACAUUGUGCCUUACAUCCUCUAGACCACGAAAGUCAUGAGUUCAAAGUGAUUUCUCAAUACCUGCAGUCUACCCAUGCUCCCACGCACAGUGACUAUACCAUGACCUUGCUGGAUGUUUUUGAAGUGGAGAAGGAGGGUGAGAAAGAAGCCUUCAGAGAGGACCUUCACAACAGGAUGCUGCUAUGGCAUGGUUCCAGGCUGAGUAACUGGGUGGGAAUCCUGAGCCAAGGGCUUCGGAUUGCCCCACCUGAGGCUCCCAUAACAGGUUAUAUGUUUGGAAAAGGAAUCUACUUUGCUGAUAUGUCUUCCAAAAGUGCCAAUUACUGCUUUGCCUCUCGCCUAAAGAAUACAGGACUGCUGCUUUUAUCAGAGGUAGCUUUAGGUCAGUGUAAUGAGCUACUAGAGGCUAAUCCCAAGGCAGAAGGGUUACUUCAGGGCAAACACAGCACCAAGGGGCUAGGCAAGAUGGCUCCCAGUCCUGCCCACUUCGUCAUUCUGAAUGGGAGUACUGUGCCCUUAGGACCAGCAAGUGACACAGGAAUUCUAAAUCGAGAAGGUUAUACCCUCAACUACAAUGAGUUUAUUGUCUAUAACCCCAACCAGGUCCGUAUGCGAUACCUUCUAAAGGUUCAGUUUAAUUUCCUACAGUUGUGGUGAAUGUUGAUAUUAAACAAACCAGAGAAGCAACAAGCACUGUCAUACUUUUUAAAUUUUUGUAUUUUGUGUAAUAAAAAUGGUAU